CAUCAGGAUCUUGUGGUUCUCUUGAUAAUAAAGGUUCUCUCUCUCUCUUUCUCUCUCGGCUGUUGCGCUCUUUCCCUCUCUCUGUAAAUGCUAUCGUCUGUUCAAAUUCCAUAGUCGCCUAGCCGGCUGCACUUACUUUCAUACGCUAUAAACGUUGGCUGGGUCUGAAAAUGCAAUGUUGACGUGAAGAACGUUCUAAUGUCCUUCUGGGGAAUACAAGGGCGACACGACACUGUUUCAAGAUAGACAGAGGUGUCCUCACACGCGUAUCACAAUGGAUCUCUCAUUUAUGGCUGCGCAGUCGGUCAUGGCGGGGGCCUUCAUGGACUCGCCCAAUGAUGACGACAGCACGGACCACUCACUUUUCAACUCCUCGGCCAGCGUCCACGCCGCCUCUAUGGCGGCCCAUGACCAGCCGGAGCGGGAGCCCAUGUCCCGCGACGCCAUCUGGCUUUGGAUUGCAAUCACCGCCACCAUAGGGAACAUUGUGGUCGUGGGAGUGGUGUAUGCUUUCACUUUCUGAGUGGUGGAAGCCAUGAUGGAGACAUGCCAGCAGGAGGAAGCUUCUGGACAAGACAUUUGGACAUGAGCUAGGAACACCACAGCAGCCAACGGCCACUCUCAAAGGCUACACUGUUACAGAACAGUGAAUGAUUAUUGCAUUGGCAUCUUGUCCAAGCAUUUGAAAGACAAGGCAUUGUUCACAAUUACAGAAAUUAAUAUGUGUAAUAAAUUGGUCAUGUUACUGCAGCCAAAGGUCAAAAUAUGGAAUAUUGUAUACAUUAGUGCUGUUGACUAUACAUUAAGAUGUUGACAUUUCUGAUGAAGCUUUCUGAUGAAGCUUUAAAUAGUGAACAGUGAUGUACUCUGAAUACGCUCAGAUGUCAUUGGUCAAUUCUGAAAUCAUUGGACGUCAAAUAUUCAGAUAAUAAAACCUUAGUAACGUGCUGUUUGGAGCGUUUAGAGAUCAUUGUAUGGAAAGUAACACUGGUAAGUUUUAGCAUGUCUUUAACAUCACAGUCGUUACUAUAUUCUACAUCUGCCCGAAAUAUGGAGUUUAUGACAAACAUACUAGACACAGAACGUCUAAAGAUCUUUACUGUCUGCAUGACAAUAUAGUUCACCUGACAGUAUCAGUUUUGAAUUAAGUUAAUCUAGUUCUCCGCUUUUCUCCUCUUUUUUGCCUCAGUGAGCCUUGAGUGCUGAAUAGACAAUCUUUUCCCAGCAUAUUUAUAUCUAAGAUGGUAUGGGUAACCUAAAUCUAUUUCUCUUAAACACCCCUAUCAGACCUCAAACCCAUAUGAGCGGGAACUACAAUUUAUAGGAAUGGAUGUUCACCUUGAACACUUUUCGCAGAUGUUUACAUGUGGAAACAACAUUCCUCACACUUAGAAGUUAGUUGGAUUCAAGUCUAGUGUACAUACAUCUUGAUGUGACUUCUGUAACCAUUUCAAUGUCGGUCUUGAUGUAUAUUUUGAUCGAGUAUUAUCUUUCUUCCUCUUUAUAGUCUCAAAACACAUUGUAACCCAAACUGCUUUCCAAGCCAAAUAGUUUUAAUGAGCCCUGGAUGCGACAAUAGCCAGUUGCCAUAGCGAUGCAUCUCUGUCACUAUGUGCCUCAAGGAUACCAUGUCUCUCGUUCCCAGUGCAGCACACCUGUUUAUCUCUCUCUCUAAACUCCCUAGCACAUCUACCCAACAGACUCACACACACACACACACACAGGCUCUUUACAUGUGGACAUCGAUCACAUCAUACAUUAGCUGAUAAUGUUAUAGACUAAGAGUCAACUUAGAUACCAUAGGUUGAAUGAUACUCUACACAUAUGAGCUUUAGAGCUCAAAUAGUUUUCUACUGCUGGUUGCCCUUAGAUACCAUAAGCAUUUCAUAUUGUAGAGCAGGGCUCUCCAACCCUGUUCCUGGAGAGCUACCCUCCUGUAGGUGUUCUCUCCAACCCUGUUCCUGGAGAGCUACCCUCCUGUAGGUGUU
Molecule: messenger RNA, 1988 nt
Organism: Oncorhynchus kisutch (coho salmon)
Lineage: Eukaryota; Metazoa; Chordata; Actinopteri; Salmoniformes; Salmonidae
Exons: 2
Coding region: 275-523 (82 amino acids)
Source: RefSeq, a predicted model, not a curated record